Molecule: messenger RNA, 1726 nt
Organism: Triticum dicoccoides
Lineage: Eukaryota; Viridiplantae; Streptophyta; Magnoliopsida; Poales; Poaceae
Product: putative F-box protein At1g47790
Exons: 3
Coding region: 1-1176 (391 amino acids)
Molecular function (GO): protein binding
Source: RefSeq, a predicted model, not a curated record
AUGCUCCUCCGUUCUGGGCGGCGCCUGGUCGCCCAGGAAGAACCGGGGCGGACGGCCUCGCCGAGGAGGAGAAGCAGGGCAAGGUCGGACCGGCACCGGCUCGCCGGCAUCCCCGAUGAGAUCCUGCAGCAGGAGAUCCUGCCCCGCCUCCCGGCCAAGUCCGUGCUCCGCUGCCGCGCCGUCUGCCGGUCCUGGCGCAGCCUCGCGUCCGACCCCGCCUUCCUCCUCGACCACCACCGCCGCCAGCCGGCGCUUCCCCUGAUCAGGUCCUGCCGGAUCUCCGACGUGUCCGGCCGCGGCCUUGAAUCCCGCCUCAACGCCAUCCACCUCCGGUCCGCGAAGCUCGGCCCCUCUUUCCAGUUCCCAUUCGGUGGCUCUUUCGCCAUCAGCGCCUCCUGCGACGGCCUUUUCGUCGUCUUCAACUACAUCAUCUGCAACCCGGCCACGCGAGAGUGGGCUACCCUACGGCAGGACGCCAAGCGCAUAGAAAAUCUCAUCGCCCUCUUCCGGCACCAACCUUCAGGGGAGUUCCGUGUGAUGUACUGGAGAAACAACUCUAUGGAGUUAAUCUGUCGGCAGGAGUAUUACAUGCUCACGGUGGGAACCAACAAUUCAUGGCGCGUCGAUUGUCCGUUAACAGAGGUUUUGGCCGAGGAACCAUCCAUCUUUGGCGCGCCGGUCCUUCUCAAUGGCAGCCUGCACAUACACUGGAGGAGACAGUCAGGUGUCCACUACCACAGGAUACGGGUGUUUGACACAGUGGCAGAGACGUCGCGGCUAAUGAUUCCGCCUCCUGUGAACCCCUGCCAUGUUAUGCACUUGCUUGACCUGGGUGGCAAGCUUGCUGCGUCCACCAGCAACGAUGGCAUGACUGGGAUGUCCAUCUUUGUGCUGCAGGACCCCGAGCACGAUGUCUGGUCGUUCCAGUACCGGAUCAAACUGCCCGUGAUGGAAAUCAGGCGCUUCCAGGAGCAAGGUGAUUGGUGGGCGAAGGUUGUCUCCGAGGAGGGGGACGUGCUUGUCAGCUGCUGCGGCCAUCUCCUACAAUGUGACAAGAAGGGUAAUUUGGUAGCUAAGUUCAAGUAUGAUGAUGACAUGCCGAUGGUCAUUCCUCACAAGUUCAAAGAGAGUCUUAUCCAGCAUACAUUUUUCCAAAAGACAAAGAACAAGAAUUGAUUUGUACCCACUCCUGGAUAUCUGAUUUCGCGCCAUGUUAAAUCUAACUUUCACUUGUCAGCUGCUGUGGCCAUCUCCUACAAUGUGACAAGAAGGGUAAUUUGGUAGCUAAGUUCAAGUAUGAUGAUGACAUGCCGAUGGUCAUUCCUCACAAGUUCAAAGAGAGUCUUCUCCAGCAUACAUUUUUCCAAAAGACAAAGAAGAAGAAUUGAUUCGCACACACUCCUGGAUAUCUGAUUUCGCGCCAUGUUAAAUCUAAGCGAUGCUGGAGUACCUCAAAUUGUGCACAUAUGUCUAGGAGAUGAGAAGAUUGAUCUGUAUGUUCACCUGCUCCAACUUGCUUGGGACAAAAGGCUUUGUUGUUGUUGUCAUUUUUGUUCUUCUUCUUGUUGUUGUCGUUGUCGUCGUUGUCGUUGUUGUUGUCGUCAUGGUUGUUGUUGUUCACCUUUCCCGUUUAUCAACUCAUGUGAAAGGUCGAGGCACUGGCGAUGUUGAAGUAGUUCAAUUCUCGCGCCUAUGUGUAGGUGUCCUCUGCUCCAGUUAUGUUCAA